Suillus clintonianus is the source of this 3197-nucleotide messenger RNA. Its product is annotated as Fungalysin metallopeptidase-domain-containing protein. The record is from RefSeq and is a predicted model, not a curated record. The transcript is spliced from 10 exons. Lineage: Eukaryota; Fungi; Basidiomycota; Agaricomycetes; Boletales; Suillaceae. Gene Ontology annotation, molecular function: zinc ion binding; metalloendopeptidase activity. Bases 65 to 2743 code for a protein of 892 amino acids.
GUAGACUGAGUUGUUAUAAGCCUGUUGGAAAGACGGAGGGGACUGAAACAAAGUCAGUUUUGCAAUGCGCGGACUGACAACAGUAACAUUCGCUCUCCUCGGCCUCGCUGCUGCUAUCCCCGAACCGCAGCGUCGCAAGUCUCUCUCUUUUGGUCCUGUUCUUCCUCAUGCACGCUUCGAUAGUAGUGCUCACCAGCCUGCCCCCGAUUCACUCUUCUCUACUCAAGACAGAGUGCGGGUAGACCCCUACGAGGUAGCCAAGUCGUUCCUUGACUCUGUCGUAGACCUCGAUGCCGGUGUGAGCUAUGUCAUCCGCAGUGAUAGCUACACGGAUCGCGCUACCGGCGUGACCCACGUUUAUGCACGCCAGGUCAUUCAAGGUGUCCAAGUGGCCGAUGGUAAUAUGAAUUUGAACAUCAAGGACGGCGUCGUCUUGAGUCACGGUGAUUCGUUUUACCCCGGCCCGGCCCCGGCAUCACACACCCGUGGUGCCCACCCCCACGCACAAUACUGCGCCCAACUCGACUCUGCUCGUUCCCCCCGAUCAGGCCAGAUACCCAUUGACGGUGCACACCCAGAGCUAGAGCACAUCCACUCCUCCAACUGUGCAGCCCUCCCCAACCUCCAUUCCGUCCCAACUCCCUCCGUUAAUGACCACAUUCCGAGUCCACAGGAUGCACCCCGUGCUCUUCUUACUUUCCUUCUCGCAGCUGCCCCCUCCCCCGCUCUUGAACAGGAUAUCCAUACCCGUUUCGAUGAGCAUUUGGCGAGUAUGACCAUGGCUCACAUGUCCGGCCUCCUCCCUCAUGAGGCUGGGCAACUCACCAUCGCCGGUGCACCCGGAACCAUUGGUGACGUGAAGACCUCUGUCGUCUGGGUCCAGGUUCCUUCAGAAGAUGGCACCGUGCAUCUCGAGCUCGUACACCGCUUCGAAGUCGAGAUGGAGAACAACUGGUAUGAAACCACAGUCUCUGCAUCUCUCCCUCACCGCAUCGUGUCCGUCGUGGACUGGGCCAGUGACAGCCCCAUGCCUCUCUACUCCCCCGAAUCUCACCAUGAGGAUGCUCAGCUCCCUCCCCUCUCCUCAUUCGUCCCUGCGGGCUCCAACGCCGCCUCCUGCUCCACCUCCAAGAAGGUCGGUGGUCGCUUCAGGAAGGGCAAGGCCGUAGCAGAUCUCCGCAAGAGCAAGGCCGCCAAGGAGGCCGCCAAGUCGUUCAACGGCCCAGCCAUUCCUGACUUCCCCAAAGCAUAUUACAAUGUCUUCCCAUGGGGCACCAACGACCCUGUUGAGGCUGUGGAAAAGAAGGCGCUGAGGGAGGCAGGUGUGCUCCCCGAUUCGCUUCCCCUCUCCUACGGUCGCGACCACUCUCCCGAGCUGGGUGACAAACUCGCAAGUCCGGCAGGGUGGCACGCCCUGCCAUGGGGCGUAGAUCCCAGUAUUAGUGAGGAUGAAAAGGCUUCACUUCGCGCGCAAGGCGAGUUCUGGCGCUCGACAAACACAACGUGGGGCAACAACGUUUUUUCACACGAGAACUGGGAGGGCCGGAACUCAUGGAUAUAUAACCGCCGUCCCGAGGGAUCGCCCGUGGGUGACGAGAUAAGCGAGCUUCCAUCCGUCCACUACAACUACACCUACUCCCCGAGUCCAAAGGGCAACACAGAGGAGAACAUGGCGGACGCACAGGAUCACAUCGAUGCAACCGUGACACAGCUCUUCUACACGAGCAACAUGUUCCACGACUUGACCUACCGGUACGGCUUCACCGAAGAGGCUGGGAACUUCCAGCAGUACAACUUUGGACGUGGCGGUGAGGAAUCGGAUGCUGUGAUUACGAAUGCACAGGACGGCAGUGGGUUCAACAAUGCCAAUUUCAUGACGCCUCCCGAUGGGCAGAACGGUCGAUGCCGUAUGUACCUCUGGAACACGGCAAACCCUUACCGCGAUGGUGACAUGGAAGCUGGCAUCGUCAUCCACGAGCUUGCGCAUGGUCUCAGCACGCGCUUGACGGGUGGCCCCAAGAACAGUGGGUGCCUUGGCUGGGGUGAGGCCGGUGGUAUGGGAGAGGGUUGGGGUGACUUCCUCGCCACCACCAUCCGCAGCACUGCCACCUACCAGGACUACGCCAUGGGUGCAUGGGCUGCCAACCGCCCAGCGGGUAUCCGGAACUACGUGUACAGUCUUGACAAGUCGGUGAACCCGAGCACGUACAAGACCCUUGACAAGCCCGGAUACUGGGGUGUGCACGCAAUCGGCGAGGUUUGGGCACAGAUCCUGUGGGUCGUCGAGCAAGGUCUGAUCGAAAAGCACGGAUUCUCGGAAACCCUGUUCCCUCCCCCACACGACGCUAACUUCGCUGAAUACGGUGGUUUCUACCGCGCCGACAAGCCCUUCGUCCCGAAGCAUGGCAACACGCUAUUGGUACAGCUUGUAGUGAACGGGAUGAAGCUCCAGCCUUGCAGCCCAUCAUUCUUUGAUGCACGUGACGCGAUUGUGCAGGCUGAUCAGGUGCUUACGGGUGGGGAGAACUUCUGUGAACUCUGGUCGGGCUUUGCCUCGCGUGGGUUGGGCAUUGAUGCUACCGUUAAGGGGCGCACGCCAUGGGGUGGAGGUGUUAGGGAGGAUGGUUACAAAGUCCCAGCUGCAUGUCGCAGCGAGGACGAGCCGGAACCCUCACCUGAGCCAAUCCCCGAUGACCCAGAAGACGAUUGCGGUCCGUUUGGGUGCUGGUGGACCUGGUUGUGAUCGAUAAGGUCUUAAAUGUUCCGAACGUCAUUAUAUCCAUACAUACACGAUUGGAGACGCACGGCUAGAUGAUGGAGAUAUCCAGACUCUGGAUAGAAUAUAUCCGUAUCCUGCGCAGGUAAUCAUGCAUUAGUUUAAUUUUGGCUUGGGAUAUUUUGGUUGUGGUUGCGCAUAGUUGUUGUAUGAUAGUGAUACCUGUGUAUAGUUGAAUGAUAUAUCAUGCAUCGUAACAUGGCUGUGCGUGGAUGCGAUAUUCGGUAAAUCUUCACCCAUUUCACGUGAGAGAGGGGGAGCAGGGAGGUAGAGAGCAGAGAAUGGGGUAGGGGCGUGUUACCAUAUAACCCAGGCUCGGGGGCGCAAGGCAACGUCCAACACCAGCCUGAGGUACCGAGUAGUUAAAACGGGGACCUUAUACCCCUCAGUCAUUCGUAUCUCAGCUAUUUUAUAAUCCUAC